This is a messenger RNA of Cadophora gregata, 1603 nucleotides long. RefSeq lists its product as uncharacterized. The transcript is spliced from 4 exons. The coding region runs from base 239 to 1234 and encodes 331 amino acids. The record is from RefSeq and is a predicted model, not a curated record. Lineage: Eukaryota; Fungi; Ascomycota; Leotiomycetes; Helotiales; Ploettnerulaceae.
GGCACGGGCACAGUGCAUCAUGCAUCGAAACCAACAAUGUCCUGAUAACCUUGAGAUAUGACUCCGUUGCUUGAUACCAAGAAGGGCGGUGAAGCUGCUGUGACUCAAAGUCAACCACAGUCGUCUUGCGUGCCGAAGGUCAAAACGAAGUGGGAGGUUAUCACAACCGCCUUCCCACCUUUAUGUUGACAUUCAUUUGGGGGUCCAAAAACAAAUAAUUUCCGCUUGCGCUUACAACAUGCAUUUCAAUCAUGGGCUCCUCGUCUCUAUCAUACCAGGUCUGCUUACAUUGGCCCAAUAUUCACACCUUGAGCUGAGAGAGAAGCAACGAUCUGAUUUCACCGUUCCGCCAGAGCACUUUUCAGGAUCUCUUGUCACCUCUCGGAUACUCAACAUACUAGAAGAUGCUACUCCCUUCGACUUUUUCGAUCCUUUGUAUGCUGGGAAUAAGCCAUCCCAGAUUUCCCUCAAACUUCCAUACUCAGCAACAAGGGUGAUUCCGUCCAUCGAAAGACCAGAAGAGGGCUCGUGUCACUGCAGUUUUCAGUAUUUCGGUGGUGUAGCCGCCCUGAAACUUGGUGUAGAUGAGAACAUUAACAGCCCACUGGAGGGCAAACCCCCGCACCAAACUCCCGCAAUUUCAUCCGAUAUCACGCAAAGAGACCUCUCUCAUGAGAACGACAAUAGUGAGUGUAGAGGCUGCAAGGUUAUAGAUGUGGACUUCAGUAAGGAUGGUCAAGCAUUGAGAAGACCAAACUUCGGGGAGGAUUUUGCGAUUUUGCAGACUUUGCCUGAUCUCGAAUAUCCGUCGAAGGACGAAGGCCCUGAAGUCACCGAGACUAUACUUGCAAAAGGCAUAAAGGAAUUUAAAGAGAAAGAAAAAGAGAAGGAAGUGAUAGAGGAUGAUGAGAAGGACAAUCAAGCCCAACCGUCUAUUGACAGUCAAGGUAAUCUCAUCAGUCAAAACACUGUUGAGGAGCAAGAGUGCCCUGAGAUGGAUACGCAUGUCUUCCAUUGUGGUGAAUGUGGCGGACCAGAUGAGCAAGGAAAGUGUAAAGGAGAUCCCGAAUAUGAUUACGAAUUCAAGGGCUGCGAUUGUGCUCCAGAUCUCGAUUGGAGCAAAGAUAUACCUGGACUCAAGAGACCGAAUUUUGGCAGAGGGUCGGCUAGAUUGAUGAGAUUACAAGAUAUCAAGUACGCAGAUUCGUCAGACAGGGGAGCAAGUACUGUUUAGGUUCACAUGGAGAUUAAAGCAAGUCCGCCACGUCGAGCGCGCUGUUCAGUUGAAUGCAUGGAGCGGUUCAAUUUUAGAUAUGGUUUGGAAUUCGGACUAUCAAAAGUAAGACAAUGCGGCAACAAUUUCCAAACACAGUCUCUACCAUAGUCGGAGUUGUAUGGAGUCUUCUGUAUCUACUGCGCGAUAUUUGUUCUCUAUUUCCCCUUUCAUCAUCACGCAAUGGCUGUGCGGCGGGCGAGUGAGAGGGACGGGAAUGAUUACAGUAUCUCGCUUAAUUUGGCGAGCUUGGAGCAACCAACUUUCAGCCUGUCGUGUCCUCAGAAGUGGUGCCACUAUGUAUUCGCGUUGAGUUAGGUUAAUUUCAAC